This is a messenger RNA of Helianthus annuus (common sunflower), 1448 nucleotides long. RefSeq names its product putative F-box protein At1g32420. Lineage: Eukaryota; Viridiplantae; Streptophyta; Magnoliopsida; Asterales; Asteraceae. Bases 62 to 1264 code for a protein of 400 amino acids. The record is from RefSeq and is a predicted model, not a curated record. The transcript has 2 exons. Gene Ontology annotation, molecular function: protein binding.
CCCACUAUUCAGGGUUUAGGGAUUCAAGAGAAAAAAACACUUUCUCUGUUACCCUCCCAACAUGCAAGCCCUAGAACAACAACAAGAACAAUCCGAUGACCGAUUGGAGCAGAAAGCCAAACUAUCAUACCCUGAAGAAAUAAUCGAAGAGAUCUUCUCCAGACUCCCCGUCAAAUCCAUUCUCCGGUUCAGAUCCCUCUCCAAACCAUGGCUCUCGAUCAUCUCAGGUCCACGAUUCACCAAACUCCAGAUCACUCGCGCCACCCGCACCGCCUUAUUCAUUUCCGCUCGCGAUCGAAGCAAUGGCGACCGACACUUAUUCUCUGGCUCUCUUGACGGCGGAUCAGUCACUCAUCUCAUGACAAUCGGCACCUCUUAUUGUCCCGAGGACACAGAAGCCGAACAUUUAAAUGGGUUAGUUUGUUUUAAUUACGGAGAUCUGUUUCAUGAUAACAAUAUCACUUUGGUUCUUAACCCUAGCACCCAUAAGUUUUUUAAACUCCCUGAUCGGGUUUCGGAUAAUUAUAUUGCGUCUAACUUAUUUGGGUUCGAUGAAUCAAGAAAUGAACACAAGGUUUUGAACAUAAGUCAAUCUUUUGAAGACUCCGAUACAAUUGAGAUUAUGAUUUUCUCCAUUUCAAAUUACUCAUGGAGAAAGAUCGAUGUGGAUCUUCCUGUUAAUGUAAGUCUUAAUGUUAGUCGGCAUCGUUGGUACUAUUCAGGAGGAAGUGUUUGUGUCAAUAGCACCGUACAUCUGAUGCUUCGUGACCCUCUCGAAAUUUUGGCAUUCGAUUUAAGAACAGAGAAGUUUUGCAUUGUUAAGAUUCCUUCAGAUGCCGUGCCCCAAGAUACGUUACAUCCCUGCACACGCCUCAUAAAAAUCAAUGGCUUGUUAGGCAUUCUUUCUCACGAUCGUGUGGAGGAAAGCAAUGAAAUGCAUAUCUGGAUAUUACAAGACUAUGAAAAACGAGUUUGGGUCGAAGAAACCAUUAGGUUCCCCGGGUCUUGGAUCAAGAUGGGUCGUCCUUUCCCGUUGGAUUCUGGCAAUACUGAUGAGAUUAUGUUUUCCCCAAGUGUGUUGUCUGAGGAUUUGUUCGAAGUACCCAUCUACGACAUGAAGAGGAGAUGUUUUAAAUCAAUUCAACUCACUCUUGAUCGUCAAUUUGUAUGGCCAGAAGCGGUGGAGUUGGAGGAAAUCAAGUGUUAUGUUGAAAGCCUCAUUCCUUUGCAGAACCAGCAGAAUGAUACAUACCUUCGUUUCUGAAAUUCAGGAUCAACACAAGUAUCAAUCUCUAUCCUCACUAGUUAAGAUUAUUAUUGAGAGCAAAUUGCAUUAAUUGGCAACCAGUUUACGAAAGUAUUUCAUUUUAGUCGUAGUUACUUAUGUUCGAUGUCAUCAAUUAAGGUAUGGUUUAUGUUCUAUUGUGGCCAUUAAAAGGUUUAUCUUC